AUGAAGCUUGAUGAGUGGCGGCCAUCGGAGACGUACUUCUACGACUACAUUGAUCUAUCGGAUAACGAGAUAAAAGGUAGCCCGGUCCAACUGCUGAACCAGACCGAAUUUUUGGCGGGUUUUUGGGCGUCCUUUAAUCGGAUUCGGUUCCCUAUGGAGAGGUUAAAGAUUCCAGAGUUGUUGCAGUCCUUGGACCUGUCAAGAAAUUUAAUACAUGGGACACUACCAAAAAACAUUUCUGGGCUUCAACAAUUGAAUGUAAGUCACAACCAUUUGUGCGGUCCGAUACCACCAACGAAUUUUUCGGCAAGUGCAUUUGUCGGAAACGACUGUCUAUGUGUUCUCCAUUGCCACCCUGCAAAAAGUGAGCUUGCGUGCACGCCUGCAUGCGUACGCAGUUUUCUUUUUCCAUAUAUAUGA
Messenger RNA from Thlaspi arvense, 420 nucleotides. NCBI's taxonomy places the organism in Eukaryota, Viridiplantae, Streptophyta, Magnoliopsida, Brassicales, Brassicaceae. The record is from the annotation of a GenBank genome assembly.